AUGUUAGCAACAACUUCACCAAACUCGUUAGUCAUGAACCCAACUUCAAUGUUAGUAAAGAUGAAAAACUUCAUUCCUUCUUCAUAUACUUUCGAAACAAAAAUCCAGAAGAUAAAGCAAGAACUUUUAACAAGUAAUUUAGACUGUAGUGCGAAAGAUGAAACAAAUGAACAGUAUCUUUAUGAAAUGCAGGACAUUAUUGACCAUUUACCCAAAUUGCCUGAAAUCCAACAACAAAAACUCACUAUUCCUGAAUUCGACGAAAUUGAAGUUAAAGUUACUGACUCAGUAGAAAUAAAGAAGUUCAUACGAAAGGUAAAUUAUGAAUUCCUUGGUUUUCAUUGCAACCAUAAAGUUAUGGACAAAGAUUGCGACAUGUUAUAUAAGAACAUCUCUGACCUUUACAAAUCCGAAGAAUUUAA
This is a messenger RNA of Trichomonas vaginalis G3, 422 nucleotides long. RefSeq names its product organellar and viral DNA polymerase type B. NCBI's taxonomy places the organism in Eukaryota, Parabasalia, Trichomonadida, Trichomonadidae. The record is from RefSeq and is a predicted model, not a curated record. The annotation marks the transcript as partial. The transcript has a single exon.